Silurus meridionalis is the source of this 1977-nucleotide messenger RNA. RefSeq names its product claudin-14-like. The record is from RefSeq and is a predicted model, not a curated record. The transcript has 2 exons. Gene Ontology annotation, cellular component: plasma membrane; bicellular tight junction. Gene Ontology annotation, molecular function: structural molecule activity. The coding region runs from base 383 to 1135 and encodes 250 amino acids. Gene Ontology annotation, biological process: bicellular tight junction assembly; cell adhesion. NCBI's taxonomy places the organism in Eukaryota, Metazoa, Chordata, Actinopteri, Siluriformes, Siluridae.
CUUUCUUUCAGAUGGCAAUGUUGGCGUGGCUCUUCCGCCUUGCUGUGGAAUGAAGGAAAUGAACAAAAUACAAUCAUUUGCUUAUCUAAAGAGAAAAACACAACGGUACAGAAAGUGGCUGCUGGUGUUACUGAGUGCAUUCAGUGAGAGGUGGACAAAUGCACAUCGAAUUUCUGCACAUAGACUGCAAUACUGGUUUUUGUGCUUACAAUUGCAGUUCCCACUCAACAACAGGACAUACACAUCUGAGGCUUAUCAUUGAAAUCACAAUGAUAUACAACCUGUAAUGGAGAGGACACACUGACCACAGACUCAGCAGGGCAAAUUUAACAUUAUUAAGAAGUUUUCCUCAACUGAUGUCACUAAAGUUUCAGAUGCAGUGAUGGGAACAAUGGCACAACAGUUCCUUGGCUUCUUCUUGGGUCUCCUGGGCCUGGUUGGCACUUUGACAUCAACAGUGCUUCCUCAGUGGCGCCAAACAGCUUAUUUUAGCUCCAAUUUUAUUACUGCAUCAUACUAUAUGAAAGGCCUGUGGAUGGAAUGUGUUAGCCACACAGCUGGCUUUUAUCAGUGUGAAUUUCAUCGAUCAAUGCUUUCUCUGCCCAAAGAUCUGCUGGCUGCCCGGAUUCUAAUGGUGCUCUCCUGCACCACCUCAAUCUUGGCUGCCAUAGUUUCAGUUAUGGGUAUGAAAUGUACUCGCUGUGCCCACCAGUCCCAUUACAAGAGCUCUUUAGCUGUAAGUGGAGGUUCAUGCUUUAUCCUGGCUGGCCUUUUCUGCCUUAUCACUACAUCCUGGACCAUGUGUGAUGUCAUAAGAGAAGCCUACAAUCCCUUUUCUAAUGCUGGAAUGAGAUAUGAGAUUGGCCUGGCUGUGUACAUCUCUUUCUCAUCAGUUGUUUUCAGUAUUUGUGGAGGUGGGAUGCUAUGUGUGGCAUCCUGGAAUGUAAGAAAUUAUGUAAACCACAAGGUGGCAGACCUGCAGGUACCAGGUGCAAAUAAGCUUCAGCAUAUACCAGGUCAUCAAGCCAACAUUGCCUUUGAAAGUGAUCAUUCAUCAUCACAAAGUUUUUCUAUCAGCAAUGGAAUUGGGCUAAGUGAAAGCAUUAGCGAAAGUAGUAUUAAAAGUAAAACUUGAAUUAAAAGCACAGUAAAAGGUCAAAAGUACUGAAAAUUAAACAGCACUCGGCAAUACUCCUUUUUUUUAGUAAAAUGGCAGUAAAUGUAGACCUAUCCACAAGGUGACAAGCAUUAUUUUAUCAUUUUAACAAUAUUCUGGAGAAAGGUUUAAUAAAAUUGUAACACGUUUAAAGUUUACAGAAUAAAGAAACAUACACAUUUUUUUUUUACUAUAAUUGCUUUCUAUUAUAUAAAUAUACAGAAACCUUUUUUUUUAAGAAUUGCAAAAACCUCAAAUAAUGAUUAUGCUAAAUAACCUCUCAAGUAAUCAUUAAGUGCUAACAGAUAAAACUCCUUAGUCUCUUAAAUAUGAAUGAUAGAAAAUCUUUUUAUUUAUUAAGUGGUAUGCCCUGAAUAGAGUACACACAGAAAAAUCAAGGUACCUAAAGAGUACAAAUGCCGUGUGCUGCAGCUGCACCGUAGCACACUGUAUAUCCAUGAAAUAUACAACAAUCUUCAUUGAAGGAAUUACAUAGGUCACUAUGUCCUAAAAGCAUAACUAUAUCUGUACAGAAGUAAAGUAUAUUUAAAUAUAUUGUCAGUUUAGAGCUGAAUUUAUGUUUAUUACAGUUUAAAAAGGAAAUAAAAUAUUUUUUAAUGCUGAAUAUGCAAAAAAAAUGUAACAAAUGAACUAAUUACAAUAAUUUUCUUUUAGGGAAUUAAGAAAGUAUUAUUAUUAUUAUUAUUAUUAUUAUUAUUAUUAUUAUGUAAUCAUACAGAGAACAGUCUAUGUGGAAUGUAAAAUUCCAAACGAAUGAACAAAGUAUGUAACACAUGAAUGGCGUCAAUUAAAUCAUACAG